UGCGCAUGCGCAACUGUUGGUAGUCGGUAAGAGGGAACCGCAUGAAGAGGCAGAGAGGAGGAAAGAAGAGAAAAUAAAGAAAUAAAGUAAUAAAUGAAGAGAGAGAAGGGAGGGAUGGAUCAGCUGGAACGCUCUAAGGAUGAGGAGGAGGAGUCAGACUGUCACCAUGACGACAACGACAGCACCAACAACAACAACAGACAUAAGACAGUGUGUCCAGGUACAGGUGAGCACCCUCUGCAGUAUAACUACACGUUUUGGUACAGCAGGAGAACGCCGAGUCGACCAGCGAGCUCUCAGAGCUACGAACAGAAUAUACGCCAGAUCGGCACCGUGGCAUCGGUGGAGCAGUUCUGGCAGAUCUACAGUCACCUGAUCAGACCAGGAGAUCUGAGUGGACACAGCGACUUUCAUUUGUUCAAGGAGGGAAUCAAACCAAUGUGGGAGGAUGAGUCAAACCGUAGCGGUGGGAAGUGGAUCAUCCGUCUGCGUAAAGGUCUGGCCAGUCGUUUCUGGGAGAAUAUCAUCCUCGCAAUGCUGGGUGAGCAGUUCAUGGUGGGAGAGGAGAUCUGUGGGGUUGUGGUCUCAAUCCGCUUCCAGGAAGACAUCCUGUCCAUCUGGAACAAGACGUCCAAUGAUCUGACAACCACGUCCAGAAUCAGAGACACAUUACGUCGAGUCCUGAACCUGCCCACCAACACCAUCAUGGAGUACAAGACUCACAAUGACAGCCUCAGGGACAACUCGAGCUUCAGGAACACUAAGAUUUCUCUCUGAAGGCCAGUGAGUCAGCUGACUGUCCUUCUGUCUAACCAGGAUUCAGAUCACCAAUGGUAUUGGACCAAUGAAGUCACUGAUCUGGACUGAUCUGUUGAUUUGCCAGUGGUUGAUUUUUGAACAUCAGACUUUUUUUCCUCCUUAAAUUAAAAACAGCAGGAUCCAGCUGAAGAGGGUCCUUGUUUCUACUAAUGGGUUUUCUCCUGGAGUGUCCUUCAUACCCGAUGUGCCUGUCAGACCCCCCCUCCAUCAUGUUUCGGUCUCUGCCUGGACUCCAUUGAAAAGUCAACUUUUGUGGUUGAUUUCAGACUCUGAAGGACUUGGUGCCAUCCCAGUUAAAAUGCUGCUAACUAGCUUUGAUUCAGUUGUUGAUUUCUAAGCAGGUUUGUCUAAAAACUGACCUAGUUUAUCCAUGCUGUGAGUCUAAAUGCUGUUAAUUGACUGAAUAUGACAUGCAAUCAGAUUCUAUGAAAUCCAGAUUAGAGAAGUAAGUUAAUGGUGUGACUUCAGGAGAUCUGAGCAUUUCUUUAGUUGUUAAUCUGAGAUUUCAGCCGUAUGUUUAGGUAUGAUAGACUUUAACUACGCUGGCUUUGUUCAUCUUUAAAGUGUUUGAAGGACUGAAGUUUGAGCUACAAACUACAUUUCUAUAAGAAAUACAGUUAAUUUAUAAAUACUGAUGCAUCAAAUAUGAAUAAAAAUAACCGUUAUGCCCAUCCCUAACACAGAUGGAUCAUCUGGAGGAAAACUGACAAAAUGAGCUUCUCUCCUGUGGUUCAAGAGUUUCUAUCAGUAAAGACGAGCAGACGGUCCACUAGGAGGCAUCACCACUCACAUAUGUAGGAGACCAAUAAUAAACCAGUAUAAACCAGUUUGACUAGCCCAGUGAUCACUGGUGACAGAAGGAGACGGGGUUUCCUACAUUUAGUUUGCUGUUGUUUACUUGUGUACAUAAAAAUAAAUUAUGUUUAUUUCUGUUUUCAUUCAAUAAAAGUCAAAAACAGAA
Molecule: messenger RNA, 1780 nt
Organism: Cheilinus undulatus (humphead wrasse)
Lineage: Eukaryota; Metazoa; Chordata; Actinopteri; Labriformes; Labridae
Gene: eif4e2rs1
Product: eukaryotic translation initiation factor 4E family member 2 related sequence 1
Exons: 7
Coding region: 94-777 (227 amino acids)
Biological process (GO): translational initiation
Cellular component (GO): eukaryotic translation initiation factor 4F complex; cytoplasm
Molecular function (GO): RNA 7-methylguanosine cap binding; translation initiation factor activity
Source: RefSeq, a predicted model, not a curated record